AUCGAAAGUAGUCCCGGUUCCCUGGGGCCAGCCCCACCACACUGCACGCUGGGCCUCCAGCAGAGGCGGGAGCCUCCCGCACAGCCACCUGUGCCACCUGUGCCGGGCAGGAUCAGGGCUCCAGCGAGGCCAUGGCCCCCCCACGACUCUUCUGGGUGUGGCUGCUGCUCGCCGGGACUCGAGGCGAGAAGGACGGGGACAUGCGGCUGGCCAACGGGGACGCAGCCAACGAGGGCCGCGUGGAGAUCUUCUACAGGGGCCAGUGGGGGACCGUGUGCGACAACCUCUGGGACCUGACGGACGCCAGCGUCGUCUGCCGGGCCCUGGGGUUCCAGAAUGCCACCGAGGCUCUGGGCAGAGCCGCCUUCGGGCCAGGAACAGGCCCCGUGAUGCUGGACGAAGUCGUGUGCACGGGCACGGAGUCCUCGCUGGCAGAAUGCAGAUCCCUGGGCUGGCUGAAGAGCAACUGCAGGCACGCGCAGGACGCGGGCGUGGUCUGCACCAACGAAACCAGAAGCACGCACACCCUCGACCUCUCCGGGGAGCUCUCCGAUGCCCUCGGUCAGAUCUUCGACAGCCAGCAGGGCUGCGACCUGUUCCUCCAGGUGAUGGGGCAGGAGGAGGGCCUGUGCGCCCACACGCUGAUCCUGACCGCCAACCCCGAGGCGCAGGCCCUGUGGGCGGAGCGCAGCAACGUCACCUUGACCGUGGACCCCGAGUGCGUGCCUGUGGUCAGAGCCUUCAUCAGGUACUUGUACUCCCGACGGAUCGAGGUGUCUCUGGGGUCGGUCAAGUGCUUCCACAAGCUGGCCUCCGCCUACGGGGCCGCGCAGCUGCAGGCCUUCUGCGGCCGCCUCUUCGCCACCCUCCUGCCCCAGGACCCCUCCUUCCGGGCCCCGCUGGAGCUGUACGCCUACGCGCUGGCCACGGAGGACGCCGUGCUGGAGGAGCUGUGCGUGCAGUACCUGGCCUGGAACCUGGAGGCCCUGACGCAGGCCGAGGCCUGGCCGAGCGUCCCCGUGAGCCUGCUCCAGGCGCUGCUGUCCAGGAGUGAGCUGGCCGUGUCCAGCGAGCUGGCCCUGCUGAAGGCUGUGGACGCGUGGAGCCAGGAGGCGGGCGCCUCGCACUGGGCCGUGGCGGGCCUGGUGGACAAGAUCCGCUUCCCCAUGCUGCUGCCCGAGGACCUGUUCGAGCUGCAGUUUAACCUGUCCCUGUACCGCAGCCACGAGGCCCUGUUCCGGAGCAAGACCCUGCAGGCCCUGGAGUUCCACACCGUGCCCCUGCGGCUGCUGGCCCAGUACCAGGGCCUGAACCUCACCGACGAUGCCUACAAGCCUCGGAUCUACACCUCCGCCACCUGGAGCGCCUCGGUGACGGCCGACUCCUGGAAUACCUGGGACCCGAGGCUGUUGUACCAGCCCACGCGCAGGUCCUUCCCAGGCUACAUCGCGUCCAGGAGCCCCUACAGCAGCCGACAGUACCCCUCCCGGUCCUUCCAGACCCCGCAGCACCCCAGCUUCCUCUUCCAGGCCCGGCUGGUCUCCUGGUCGCUGGCCUACCUCCCCAGCGUGCAGCGCUGCUGGGACUACGGGCUGUCCUGCUCCUCGGACGAGCUGCCCGUGCUGGGCCUCACCAAGUCCGGCUACUCCGACCCCACCGUCGGCUACGACAACAAAGCCCUCAUGCUCUGCGGGGGGCGCUUCGUGGCCGAUGUCGGAUUCCAGGGCUCCAAGGCCGCCAUCCCCAGCGCCCUGAGCACCAACAGCUCCAGGGGGGUCUCCCCAUUCCCCUGCCCCACGGGGUCCUUUAGCAGCUUUCAGGCGGUCAUCCGCCCCUUCUACCUGACCAACGCCACCGACCAGCUCUAGGCGGGGGUGGCGUGGCCGCCUUUCCCUCUGCAGCCACCAGGGGUCGCCCUGCUCCCACUCACUGCUUGCGCUCGGCCCCAGAAAGUGCUGGAAGUUUCCUGCCACCGCGCAGAGCUCCCCGCUCUGCAGCUGCCCCGCUGGCCCCUUCCGGCCUCGCUCGCAGUCCUCUUCAGAGGGAGACGUCCAGCUGUGAGUGGACAGCAGGCGGCCGACAGCCGGCUCCAUGCACCUGAGGUCCUCAGGAGCUUAGGGACCCGCACAGCUGAGGCCAGCCAACGGGGAGCGGGCGGGACCAGCGUGCUGGGGGUCCCGGCCCACCCGGCCCCUUCAUCAGGUCUGAGCCCGGCCUCUGGAGAGGCUGGGACACAGCAGCGAGGGCUCGGGUGACGGGGACCUGGCAUGUGUCUGGGGUCUGGGGGUGACUCGCCCCCCCACUCCCUCUGAACCCCAGUGAGUGAGCGUCCGGGAGAGCUGUGUGCUGGGGCGGGGCAGGGUGGGGCUGUGCUGAGGGUCGGGGCUCCCAGAGCCGCUGGGCUUGAGGUCUGAAGGGGGUCACAAGCCCUCUAGGGAGGGGUUUGUGUGACAGACACACGACACAAGUUCACCGUCUUCACCUUUUUUUAAGAUUUAUCAGAAAGGCAGAGAGGUAGGGAGGGGAGGGGGAGGAAGAGG
Messenger RNA from Lepus europaeus (European hare), 2540 nucleotides. It is a transcript of the gene LGALS3BP, whose product is annotated as galectin 3 binding protein. Gene Ontology annotation, cellular component: membrane; extracellular matrix. NCBI's taxonomy places the organism in Eukaryota, Metazoa, Chordata, Mammalia, Lagomorpha, Leporidae. The record is from RefSeq and is a predicted model, not a curated record. Gene Ontology annotation, molecular function: protein binding.